Messenger RNA from Dreissena polymorpha, 4499 nucleotides. RefSeq lists its product as uncharacterized. The coding region runs from base 827 to 2371 and encodes 514 amino acids. The transcript has 11 exons. NCBI's taxonomy places the organism in Eukaryota, Metazoa, Mollusca, Bivalvia, Myida, Dreissenidae. The record is from RefSeq and is a predicted model, not a curated record.
GAUGUAAUGUGUUGGCUUUCCCAACACAUGUGCAUGGGGUAGUGUAAAUGGUGUAUGCCUAGGGACGGGAAGAACAAGUUUGAUUACCGUUGUGGUAGCAUUUUUUGAGCUCCCCCGAAUGACGCAAAGUAAUGGUUCUACCCAGGAAGCGGACUCAAGAGUUUCAAAUAAGCCUAAGGCUUUUGAUUCAAUCGAGCUUGAAUAGAUAGGUAUAACUUUUUCCUAUCCUUGCUUUGGUCCCUAGUUGGAGAGUAAUCUAACGUUCUUUCCUAAAUCAUCGAAAACAAUGUGAACAAUGUAACACAAAUACAUUAAACAAUGAUAUGUUAAUGGCUUCCUAUGACAAGUAUAGCGAUUGGACAACAUAGUAGAAAAUAUGAGUCUCCAUUUUGGAAAACUAGGCUAAAUGCAUGUGUGCAAAGUGUCGUUUUAUAUAAGACUCUGAAGUCAGCACAGGCUUAUUACGGAUGACACUUGCCAAUGACUUAAUAUUUAUUGAAAAGGAGACAUCAUUUUAAUGAAAACAUCCAUGAAAGCAGAAAGUGGACUACACAUGCUAAUCUGGGAUAAAACUACUCAGAUGUAUUUAAUCCGGUUUUCCUAAAUGUAGGCUCAUAUAAUUGAAAAGUGUUCUUUAUUUAAACAGGUUACAAUGAGUUUGUCCUGUUUUGACAAAGCAACUUUUUUAUCUGAUUUUUAAAAAUGAUUUCUUGAACUUUAGCAGUGAAUUGUUUUUUGUUGGAAACUUAUUUUUGGUUUGCUGCUUAUUGCAGAUACGAUUGAGAUAUUAAAGGCCCCUUAUGCCACAUACGAUGUUGAGCCCAAUAUGAAGAUUGUCAUUGCCAUAGAUGUCACCACGGUCCCAGACUGGCAGAACCAGAUUAGCUACAAAUGGUUCUGGUACUUGCCAGUAACCACGGCGACCGGUGACCAGAUUAUAGAGAAGCAGCCACUCCCACCCACCUCCAGCUAUGACAAGUACUUCAAGCUGUCAAUGUCGGGCAAGGAACUGACCUUCACCAUACCCGACGUGAAAACACCUGUAAUGGCGGACAGUAUAGCCGAGUAUGAUCUCUACCAGGACCUCACGGAUGACAGGCUUUUCUCCAUCAAUAUCAGCCACAAGUUUGACCAUCGAGUGGUGAACUUCACUGUGAAAGGAAAGGAGCUGGAAAAAACAAAUACGAUUGAGAUAUUAAAGGCUCCUAAUGCCACAUACGAUGUUGAGCCCAACAUGAAGAUUGUCAUUGCCAUAGAUGUCAUCACGGACCCAGACUGGCAGCACCAAAUUAGCUUCAAAUGGUUCUGGUACUUGCCAGUUACCACGGCGACCGGUGACCAGAUUAUAGAGAAGCAGCCACUCCCACCCACCUCCAGCUAUGACAAGUACUUCAAGCUGUCAAUGUCGGGCAAGGAGCUGACCUUCACCAUACCCGACGUGAAAACACCUGUAAUGGCGGACAGUAUAGCCGAGUAUGAUCUCUACCAGGACCUCACGGAUGACAGGCUUUUCUCCAUCAAUAUCAGCCACAAGUUUGACCAUCGAGUGGUGAACUUCACUGUGAAAGGAAAGGAGCUGGAAAAAACAAAUACGAUUGAGAUAUUAAAGGCUCCUAAUGCCACAUACGAUGUUGAGCCCAACAUGAAGAUUGUCAUUGCCAUAGAUGUCAUCACGGACCCAGACUGGCAGCACCAAAUUAGCUUCAAAUGGUUCUGGUACUUGCCAGUUACCACGGCGACCGGUGACCAGAUUAUAGAGAAGCAGCCACUCCCACCCAACUCCAGGUAUUACAAGUACUUCAAGCUUUCACAGUCGGACAAGGAGCUGACCUUCACCAUACCCGACGUGAAAACACCGGUAAUGGCCGACGAUACGGUCGAGUAUGAUAUCUACCAAAACCUCACUGAUGACAGGCUGUUCUCCAUCAAUAUCAGCCACACGUUUGACCAUCGAGUAAUGAACUUCACAGUGAAAGGAAAGGAGUUGGAAAAACCAAAGUCUGUGCCAGUGGACAAUGCGGCAGGAUUCGAUCUGCGGUUUAUUGCUCUGAUUGUGGGUAUCCCGGUAGUGUUGAUCGUUUUGGGAUUAAUCAACCUGUACCGGAAAAGAGGUGGUACCCGCCGAUUGGGCAAGAAGGAGAGGAAGGCAGGAAACAACCCUGAACAGGAACUGCAAGAAAAUGAUUUCCAGGAUGCGGGGAGAGUUGAUGAUUUCAAUGAUGAUUCCAGAGAAAUGGAGACCGGUAUGAACGCAGAGGCGCUUCCUUUGAGUGAUGGCAAUGAGAAUGCAGAGAUUGGUAAAGGCAGUGAUGACGUCCUGGAGGACGGGUCGGAUGAUACAUGUCCAAGGAAGUCAUGUAGGAUACUAUGAUCUAGUUACAUCAGUUCAAUCGCCGCCGACAAAGACAAACCGAGAGAGCGGCAUCCCAUAGAAAAAAUCCACCUUGACGUCACCCGGCGAAUGCAAUGGCGUGAGGAGGAAAGUACGGAAUUCGGUGGCGAACUUCCUAAAAAAGGCUUUGCAGGCGUACAAAUAUAACGAAACCACCGCUUGUGGUGUCCAGGUUUAAAAAAUAACUAAAGCGAUUGCAAAAAUAACUCACACAUAAAGUGAUGUUUUAUGGAAAUAAUCCUUAUGCAAAAAGUACGUACGCAAACAAGAUGAUGAAUCGACAAUAUGUUGUUAGACUAAUCUAUACACAUCAGACAUUUUCAAUCGCGACGUGAAAGCUGGUCCAUGUUAAACAUUUUCUGAAAAAAAAACUUAUUGGACUUAAAAAAAACUUACUGAAGUAAUAUGAAGUGAGCAUUAAUUCUAUAAAUAUAUUACAUACCGCACCUGCACAAUAAUACAUUAUCGGAAUAUUCAUUUUGCGGAUCCAAUCGGUGUAUAAAAUUCAAUGAUGUUUCGCAUUGUGCCGUCUAUAAAACCAAUAUCUACGACACCGACAAUAUAGGAUUCUACGAAUCUGCGCAUACACGUACCUAUUGCGUUUUAUAAAAUCUAAUAGAGUGUAUCUGUGUUAAUUCAAAAUGGAAUGACUAUAUGUUACACUAUAUGGAAGUGUAGGGAUGCAUGUUAUUAUAAUAUACAUGCUAUUCGUUUUUUUUUCGUGAAUUUUAGAUGUCGUUCCCAACAAAUUUCUUCGGGGAAAAACUUCUCUAUUUAAAAAUGUGUGUUGAGUAUUCAAAGGAACCGCAAUAUAAGAAAGUAUCAACGAUCCAUUAUGUGUACAAUUAUUAAUAUUAUGUAAAUUACGUUCGAUUGAUGUCAGAACACAGAAAAUAUAUUUCAACCUCAGAAAUAUAAUCUCAUAUACAUACACGUGACUAUUUAAAAACAUAAAUUAUGAUACAAAAUUUCAAAAACAACUAUUGACAUAAAACACCAAAAGGUAUUAUCCUUGGAAAAAACCUUACUCUAGAAAGCGACUGAUCUUCAGCAAUUUAAAACACAACGGUAAAAUAAUUAUCAUUCGUUGGACAUUUAUACGAUAUGAUUUCGGGAGUCGAUCGAUCAAUUAACUUAAUACAGCAUGUCCAAAGUACUGUUUUUAAUUCGAAAUCCACAAAUGUUCUUGUUCACGAAAAAGUCAUUGUUUUAAAACUCGGUUAUUUAUGUCGAUUAAUUUACAUCAUGUAAACGAAUUACAUUAUACAAAUAUACGAGCAAUCUUCAAAUGAAGAUAAUGAUACAGAAAUAUGUUUGUGUUUUAUAAGCACAUUUUGUUAAAAAGUGGCAAUAUGUUAUUUAAACAAAUAGUUUGGCAUGUUUAAUUAAUAUAAUCGAACGUCAUAUUGCAAUAUUCAUUUGUAGUCCUAUAUUAAUGAAGCAUGCCGGUAUGUAUAUGGUAGUGUUAAUUGAUAUUUUGUUUACAAAUUCCUACGCACGUUUGGUAUCCAUCAUUUUGCAUUUGAAAUUGUCCUUAAGAGGUACAUUUCGUUAAAAUAGUAUUGUGAUAUUACUUAGGACCAACUAAUUCUAUAUAUAAUACGAAUUCAAUACUGCUCCAGCAGCUGGAGUUUCACUUUUUUAUAUAAAAGAUAUUGUAACAUAAUUGUUAAAACAUAACAUGCACUAAAGGGAUACUCGUACAAUCAUUAUAUUCAUAAAGCAAUCAAUUGACAAUAUUGAACAAGUUUGAACAGUCGGUACGAAUGUAUAAUGUGACAUCAAUGUUGUAUUUUCUUAAACCAAAGUUAAUAUUCUGGCUUGUGACACACGUAGUAGAGCUGCCGGUUAAAGUAAUCUUUCAAUGCAUGAAUGAUUCCCAAAUUGAAUGUUUGCUUCCUUUAAAAGAUGACCAAGACCGACAUUUAGCUAAAUAAUGUUUAUAAAACAUGCUAGUGUGUAUUUCAGUUGAGUGUGUUUGUUUCUUUGUUUUCUUUGCUUUUUUAAACCAUUCAACAUUCUGUUUAUUUCGCUUAUAUGUCAUGUUUCAAAUUUGUUGUUGCUGAUAUUGCUUUUAAGCAAAAUAUAUUAUUUUGUAUUUUGAAAA